Messenger RNA from Penicillium soppii, 1806 nucleotides. RefSeq lists its product as uncharacterized. Gene Ontology annotation, cellular component: cytoplasm; nucleus. Lineage: Eukaryota; Fungi; Ascomycota; Eurotiomycetes; Eurotiales; Aspergillaceae. Bases 1 to 1806 code for a protein of 601 amino acids. The record is from RefSeq and is a predicted model, not a curated record. Gene Ontology annotation, biological process: circadian regulation of gene expression; entrainment of circadian clock by photoperiod. The transcript is spliced from 3 exons. Gene Ontology annotation, molecular function: FAD binding; DNA binding.
AUGAAGACUGGAGCUAGGUCAAAUCCAGUAGUCCUCUAUUGGCACCGGACGGAUUUACGACUUCAUGACUCACCAGCUUUGCACGCUGCUCUGUCGUUGAAGCCUUCCGUUUUCAUUCCAGUCUGGACAUGGGACCCCCAUUAUGUGUACAAAGCACGUGUGGGCCCGAAUCGCUGGAAAUUCCUACUAGAAUGUCAGGCCCAGCUAUCCAAAGGAUAUGAAAGACUGAACUCGAAGCAGAAACUGUGGAUUGUCAGGGAAGGUCCACAGACGAUUCUUCCUAAGCUCUGGAAGCAUUGGGGUGUCACGCAUCUCGUGUUUGAGAAAGACACAGAUGCAUACGCUCAAGAUCGGGAUAGUGCCGUUAUGGCCAUGGCUGAAAAAGCGGGGGUUGAGGUCAUAGUCAAGAUGGGCAGGACUCUGUUUGAUUCCGAUGAGUUGGUUGUGAAGAACAAUGGUAAGCCAACGAUGAGCAUCACUCAACUUGAAAAGGCUGCCAUGAAAAUCAAUAAUGGAAACCCGGACAAGCCAAUCGAUGCUCCAGAGAGCAUUCCCGAUCCAUGGGGUGAAGAGAGAAUGGACCUCAGCAGCCUUGAGCAUGACUCGAUUGAUAACAAACCAGACUUCAAUGCGGAACAUCGCAUCAAGAAGGAUGAACAGUACUCCAAUAUUAUGGGCCCCAGCAAUGACUUCGCUGUUCCGUGGGAUGAUAUCGGUAUUGAUCUGUCGCAAGCGGCUACGCCUCAUCGGGGUGGUGAGGAAGAAGCAUUGAAGGUGUUGGGAGAAUGUAUCAAAAAUGAAGAAUACAUUGCACGAUUCGAGAAGCCGCAGACGUCUCCAGCAGAUUUCGAGCCUCAGUCAACUACGCUAUUGUCGCCUCAUCUCCACUUUGGCUCGCUAUCUGUGAGGAAAUUCUGGUGGGAUGUUCACGUCGUGAUGGAGAAGCAAAGAAAGGCUAAAAAGCCUGUGGCGUCUGUGCCAACCAAUCUCCCAGGUCAAUUAUUGUUCAGAGAUAUGUAUUUUGCGGCACAAGCACACCUCGGUCAUCGAUUUGCUCGUACGCAUGGAAACGAGGCUGUGAGGUUUAUCGAUUGGCAUCUGCAAUCUAACCCUCCAGACAAAAAUGGAUCGGUCGAUGGGUCUUAUGAAGUGGACUCGCAGGAGGCUGAGGAAUGGUUCCAGCGGUGGAAAGAGGGUCGAACGGGCUUCCCUUGGAUCGAUGCAUUGAUGCGCCAGCUCAGGAAGGAGGGAUGGAUCCACCAUCUUGGAAGACACAGUGUCGCUUGCUUUCUGACUCGAGGUGGAUGUUAUGUCUCAUGGGAGAGAGGUGCAGAAGUUUUUGAAGAGCUGCUGAUUGAUCAUGAAACUGCGUGUAACAUCGGUAACUGGCAAUGGCUAUCUUGCACGGCCUUUUACGCGAUGUUUUACCGCUGCUAUUCGCCAGUCGCAUUCGGUAAGAAGUGGGAUCCGGAAGGAAAAUUGAUCAGACGGUACUGUCCUGAGCUUGCAAAGUUCGACAAGAAGCAUAUAUAUGAGCCUUGGAAAGCGCCCAUUGCCGAUCAGAAAAAAUGGGGAUGUAGAGUUACCGGAGAUGGAACUUUAUCUGCUCGUUCCGAUGAUACCAAAGAUACAUAUCCGAAACCUAUGUUCGAUUUUGAUGAGCGGCGGCAGAUUUGUUUGGAUGCUAUGAAGCACGCUUAUGAUGUUGGUCUCCAUGGAGGCGAUGCUAAAGUCAAGGAUGGGUCAUGGAAGAAUGAAUUUGGAGAUUCUGGGAGCGAAAGGCCCACAAAAAAGCAAAAGACGUGA